Messenger RNA from Colletotrichum truncatum, 549 nucleotides. RefSeq names its product DNase1 protein. The record is from RefSeq and is a predicted model, not a curated record. NCBI's taxonomy places the organism in Eukaryota, Fungi, Ascomycota, Sordariomycetes, Glomerellales, Glomerellaceae.
AUGCAGUUCUCCAGCAUCCUCGCUCUCCUCGGCUCCGCCGCCUUCGCCGUUGCCGGCAACACCAUUACAUUCCAGUCCCUGGACGAAGUUGACCGUACCAUCUACUUUGUUGCCAACGCCGGCCUUGAGAAGCUCGAGGCUGUCGAGAUCCCCGGCAAAGCAAACCUCACGGUUGACAUUCCCCAGGCCUGGAUCGGCAACUGGUACUCCAUCUCCAAGGGCCAGGAGAACAUCCCCGGCAUGCUCGGCGAGGUUGCCUUCAACGGCUGGAACGAUCUGACCUACUUCGACGUCUCUGCCAUUGUCAACCCCAACGACCACGACGGCGUCAAGAAGAUGUACCCGGCCUCCUCCAAGACCCCCAUUUCUGGCUGUGACUUCUUCCCCUGCAACGAGGCCUACUACCUUCCCGACGACGUCCAGACCAAGGUUACCCACGAGACCGACAUCGUCUGCACCCUCGGCAAGAACGGCGUCACCUCCAUCGUUGGGCGUGACAUUGAGGAGACCGAGAGCGUCAAGCGUGACUUCGUCCUCGGCAAGCACUAG